Molecule: messenger RNA, 1094 nt
Organism: Scleropages formosus (Asian bonytongue)
Lineage: Eukaryota; Metazoa; Chordata; Actinopteri; Osteoglossiformes; Osteoglossidae
Gene: twist1a
Product: twist family bHLH transcription factor 1a
Exons: 2
Coding region: 148-660 (170 amino acids)
Biological process (GO): developmental process; regulation of transcription by RNA polymerase II
Molecular function (GO): protein dimerization activity; RNA polymerase II transcription regulatory region sequence-specific DNA binding; DNA-binding transcription factor activity, RNA polymerase II-specific
Source: RefSeq, a predicted model, not a curated record
CCGAGGAGCCAGCGAGCGACAGCGAGGGAGUGCUUAAUCUCACAUCAUCCGCUGUAAGGCUGGUCCACCCGUGCGAGAUUUGGUGUGAGACAACCAGAAGAGGAGCGCUGGUGGCGGUGGUGUUCGCGGAGAGCCUCGGUGGACGUGAUGUUUGAGGAGACCAUGCAGGAAGAGUCGAGCUCGCCCCUGUCUCCAGUGGACAGUCUCAGCAACAGCGAGGAAGAGGCGGACAGGCAGCAGCAGAAGAGGUGUGGGAGGAAGAGGAGAUCGAGCAGGAAGAACGGGGAGGACUCGGACAGCCCGACCCCUGGGAAAAGGGGCAAGAAGUCGAGCAACAGCAGCAGCAGCCCGCAGUCCCUGGAGGAGCUGCAGACGCAGCGGGUGAUGGCGAACGUGCGCGAGCGCCAGAGGACGCAGUCCCUCAACGAGGCGUUCGCGUCCUUGCGCAAGAUCAUCCCCACUUUGCCGUCGGACAAGCUGAGCAAGAUCCAGACCCUCAAACUGGCGGCCAGGUACAUCGACUUCCUGUGCCAGGUUCUACAGAGCGACGAGCUGGACUCCAAAAUGUCGAGCUGCAGCUAUGUGGCCCACGAAAGACUGAGCUACGCCUUCUCCGUGUGGAGGAUGGAGGGCGCGUGGUCCAUGUCAACAUCCCACUAGUGUCCGUGGAUCUGUGAGGCGACAAACACGGUCACCCCCCCACCCCCCACCCCCGUUCCAUGUACCUGUCCGGGGAGGAGGUCGAAGCUGGAUGUGUACAAAGCUUCAGAGGUUUCUUCAGAGGGGACUAAGGAAGGGUGUUUUAUGGCAAGGAGGACGAGGCGUGCGGAGCACUUAGAGCAGCAGAAGGCCGUGGACGCGGGAGAGCCGAGUGCACAGCGCGCGCAGCGAGAGCGAGGCCCUCUACAUUCUGAUCUCUCUUUGAACCCUUUUCUGUUUGACGAUGAAUGUUGGAAAUAUGUAUUUCUUUAUGCAUGCUUUUUGACCAGCCGUGCCUGUUUUAUAUGGAGAGAGAGGGGAAAUGCAUCGAAUAUUUCGUUUCAUGAUGAGGACAUUUUUUUUUAAAACUUGGCUCAUUCAUGUGCAGAUUGUUU